AUGUCACAACUUGUCAUGAAUUUAGUGCUGUCAACCAUAAAUUCAAAUGAACCCCAAAACAUCAUCCGAAAUUUCCGCAUGGUCACCCUUGUUUAUAUUUUAUUUCAUCCCCUGUCGUCUGUUUAUCUCGGGGCUUUAAACAUCCGACAGCGACCUGUUUUAAUGAAAUUUAUCUUAAAUCCUUUUUGUCUCUCAUCAAGCCUCAAAAAAGCUUCAUUUAUCAGCUUAGAAGUGCCUUGGUUGGUUUUAAACGAAUUAGGAGUGGAAAAAAGUAAGCACAAUUCUCUUGCUAGCCAUUCAUGA
Messenger RNA from Clunio marinus, 303 nucleotides. The record is from the annotation of a GenBank genome assembly. Lineage: Eukaryota; Metazoa; Arthropoda; Insecta; Diptera; Chironomidae.